Molecule: messenger RNA, 1013 nt
Organism: Pecten maximus
Lineage: Eukaryota; Metazoa; Mollusca; Bivalvia; Pectinida; Pectinidae
Exons: 3
Coding region: 138-839 (233 amino acids)
Source: RefSeq, a predicted model, not a curated record
UCAGAGGGGUAGAACACAACACGAUACACAUAUACUAGUGAGAUACCCACUUCCCGGCUUGUGUCAUAAGUGUGUUGUGACGGGAUAUGAAAAUGUUAAACGAAACGUUUGAUUGGUAACUGGCCUUACCAAGAACCAUGAAUUUAUCGCUAGCAAUGGCGAUUGUGUUUAUUCUACUGGUGAUGAAGUGUACUCCAACGAUAAGCGAUGGAGACCAAGCUGACUCAGUUAGACAUGAUGUAGAAGUGUAUAGAAAACACUUCAGUAUGACCUUUAAACAGAACCCGGACACAGUGAUAGAUGCUCUGAUGGAACAAGAACAACGGAGGAAGACUAGACAACAUCUAAAACCCAGGAGAAUACAACCACCCUAUGUCAGGUCGCAGAGGGUGGAGGUGGACCAACAUGGCCGACAUUUCAUUUGGGACCACCGAUUUGGCUAUAUGCCUGUCCACCCCUUACCUUGGGACUAUCCCGUAAUGUGGGUUGAUGGACUGGACGGACCCAUUGCUAUACCUAUGGGGAUGGAACCUACCUAUCUACCAAUAGAACCUGUCUUCCUAGUCAAUCCGACCCCGAAACCAGAUUCGUGUGAUCCUAUGAGAAGCAGAUCAUCCAUAAAGGAACAAAACAAACCUACGAUGUCAUUCUACGAACCAUCCUCCGAUCCGUGUACCGGGAAGCCCCAGUCUGAAUUUGCAGUAACGGCGACAUCCGGCAUGGCGGAUAUCCUUUGUAUGCUCUGUCAGUAUCUCAAAAACAAGCGGUGUGUUUGGCAUUUCUGUGUUCAUCCAGAGGGAGUAUACAGGAUCAACAUCAGUGAGCACCUCAAAACGUAAUCAACAAGGUUUGCAGGGACAGAACUAGAAAAGGGUUAAUUCUGAUUCAGAAGUAUUUAUUUAGGACUUACCAUAUUGAUAUUCAUACAGAAAGGCGAGAGAAAUAUAUUUUUAGGCAUAAUUUGUUUGUAAAUAAAUCAAUGACAGGAAAAUUGAUUAAACUAUUAAUAGCCA